Solanum dulcamara is the source of this 2377-nucleotide messenger RNA. Its product is annotated as sodium/hydrogen exchanger 1-like. Gene Ontology annotation, biological process: sodium ion transport; proton transmembrane transport; regulation of pH. The record is from RefSeq and is a predicted model, not a curated record. Gene Ontology annotation, cellular component: membrane. Gene Ontology annotation, molecular function: sodium:proton antiporter activity. NCBI's taxonomy places the organism in Eukaryota, Viridiplantae, Streptophyta, Magnoliopsida, Solanales, Solanaceae. The transcript is spliced from 15 exons. Bases 314 to 1927 code for a protein of 537 amino acids.
UGUCCUUAAUCCUUCCUCUCCUUUCUCAUCUCUCUCUUAAUCAUUUCUCUACAACUCUUUGAUUCUGAAUUUGAUUUUUCAAAGCGCCAGAAUUUCCUACUCAAUUUUGCGCUUUCUACAACUACUUCUGAUUUUCUGUUCCUUUCCAGUUUUCUGAAUUCUGUUGCUGUUUGAUUUUGAAAAGAUUUGACUGUUGAAUCUGCAGCGCUUUCAGUUUUUGCCAAGUUUCAUCUGAGAUCUGAUUCAAUUUCCAGUCGUUAUAACCUCAAUUCGACUGCCAAUUUUCAUCGGAAUAUUGGAAUUGGUUGCAAAAAUGGCGUUUGACUUUGGGACGCUGUUGGCAAGUUUGAACAGAUUAUCAACUUCUGAUCAUCAAUCUGUUGUGUCAAUUAACUUGUUUGUUGCGCUUAUCUGUGCGUGUAUCGUUAUCGGUCAUCUACUAGAGGAAAAUAGAUGGAUGAAUGAGUCCAUAACGGCCCUUGCUAUCGGACUUUGCACUGGAGUUGUCAUUCUACUAAUAAGUGGAGGAAAGAACUCACAUAUUUUAGUCUUCAGCGAAGAUCUUUUCUUCAUUUACCUUCUUCCGCCCAUCAUUUUUAAUGCUGGGUUCCAGGUGAAAAAGAAAUCAUUUUUCCGCAAUUUCAGCACUAUUAUGCUUUUUGGGGCCGUUGGCACCUUGAUAUCAUUCAUUAUCAUAUCAUUUGGUGCUAUUGGCAUUUUCAAGAAAAUGAAUAUUGGGAACCUUGAAAUUGGAGAUUACCUUGCUAUUGGAGCAAUCUUCUCUGCAACAGAUUCUGUUUGCACCUUACAAGUGCUUAGUCAGGAUGAAACACCCUUACUGUACAGUCUAGUGUUUGGGGAAGGUGUAGUGAAUGAUGCCACAUCUGUAGUUCUGUUCAAUGCUGUCCAGAACUUUGACUUAUCUCAUAUCAGCACAAGCAAAGCUCUGGAAUUAGUUGGAAACUUUCUAUACUUGUUUGCGUCAAGCACCAUCUUAGGGGUUGCUGCUGGUCUACUGAGCGCCUAUAUAAUUAAAAAACUCUACUUUGGAAGGCACUCCACUGACCGUGAGGUUGCUAUAAUGAUACUUAUGGCUUACCUGUCAUACAUGCUUGCUGAAUUAUUCUAUUUAAGUGCAAUCCUCACUGUGUUUUUCUCUGGGAUCGUCAUGUCUCACUACACCUGGCAUAAUGUGACUGAGAGCUCAAGAGUCACCACCAAGCACGCUUUUGCUACGUUAUCAUUUAUUGCUGAAAUAUUCAUAUUCCUUUAUGUUGGGAUGGAUGCCUUGGACAUUGAGAAGUGGAGAUUUGUAAGCGACAGCCCUCAAUUAUCAGUUCAGGUUAGCUCAAUAUUGAUGGGUCUUGUUUUGGUUGGAAGGGCAGCCUUUGUUUUCCCCCUGUCAUUUUUGUCCAACUUGAUCAAGAAGUCUUCGGAUGAGAGGAUUAGCUUUAACCAGCAAAUUACAAUAUGGUGGGCUGGACUUAUGCGAGGUGCUGUUUCAGUGGCACUUGCUUAUAAUCAGUUUACCAGGGCAGGUCAUACUCAGUUACGUGCCAACGCAAUAAUGAUCACAAGUACUAUCACUGUUGUCCUUUUCAGCACAGGGGUGUUUGGAUUGAUGACAAAACCUUUAAUUAGAUUAUUGCUACCCUCACCAAAACACUUGAGCAGAAUGAUCUCUUCUGAACCAACGACCCCAAAAUCCUUCAUUGUGCCACUUCUUGAAAGUGCACAAGACUCAGAAGCUGAUCUGGGCCAAAAUGUACCCCGUCCCCACAGUUUGCGGAUGCUCCUAUCAACACCAUCUCAUACUGUGCAUCGUUACUGGAGAAAAUUUGACAACGCAUUCAUGCGUCCUGUUUUCGGUGGACGAGGUUUUGUACCUUUUGUUCCAGGAUCACCAACUGAACCAAGUGAUCAUUAAUUGCAUUGCUGGAGUUGCAGAUUACAGAAAAUCAUUUCUGUCUUGGAGAGUGAAGAUGGGAGUUUUUCGGUUCGAGUUUUUGUUUACUGUUAAUAGCUUUUGAGUGUGUCCAUGUGGUUAAAAAGGGGUUGUCUAGUUUAUAGGUUGAUGCUAAGUAUAUUCAUUUGGGUGAUCAUGUUUUCAGCUCAGUUCUCUCUUUUGGUCAUUGCUGACAAUUUCUGUCUGAAUUCCUAGGUUUUCUCCGGGACAGUUAUUUUCUUUCUUUUUUGGGGGGUAAUUUAUCAGAACACCAGAUAGGUGUAUAUUCUGUAAGGCAUAUGGCAUAGCUACAUUAAUUAUCUUGUAAAAUCCUUCUACAGGUUAGAGAGUGGUUCUUGAUGAUGUAGAUUUCACAUGGUUGUAACAUUGUCAUUGCUCAGUAAAGUUGCUUAGAUACAAAUUCCUUGUGAA